Molecule: messenger RNA, 894 nt
Organism: Phytomonas sp. Hart1
Lineage: Eukaryota; Euglenozoa; Kinetoplastea; Trypanosomatida; Trypanosomatidae
Source: the annotation of a GenBank genome assembly
AUGAAAAGAGCUCGCAACCAUGCUGAGGCGGUGGAAAAACUUGGGCGCUUUUUGGCGAUAGGCGCACAAGCAUAUGAGCCCGGUGGAUUUUCACUUGAUCGUUUGAUGUGGGAGAGGCUUUUUGAUGAACUUGAAGAUACGAACGUGGGUUCUGGCAUAGACUCUCUUCACGCUGAUGGACUUUCUGCCCAUGCCCAGGUUAUGGCACUGAAACAUUACCACCGGAUCUUUGCCACGGCGUCUAGCUUAGUUCCGCUCUCUUUACAGCGGUGGGAACAGUGGAAGAAAGGACUUUCUACACUUUGCUUGGAACCCGCCUCUCAUGCUUUAUCUUCUGGCGAGGGUAGGCUGAGAACUUCGAGUUUCUUGGUCUCUGAGAAGCGCCAGGCUCUUUUACUUGCACGUGAUAAAGCAUUUACUGUAAAUCAUUGGGGCACUACAUGGAGUGCAAAGGUACAACUUAUGAAUAUCGAGAAAGAGUGCAGGGACCACUCGACCAGAAGCUUAGUUGAGGGUGAGGAGGCUAACUAUGAGACGAAGAUUAUCUCAGAUGAUAAUUUUAGGGGAGACGAAUCGCACUCGGGAGACAUGCUCGCAAGGCUAACGAGGUUAAAUUUUUCUAUUUUACAUGGGUUCAGCCUCCUUCGUUUUCAAUCCGAGCACCUGUAUUCCAUAUAUGCCUCUAUUGGUGUGGUGGAGCGCAGCUGGCUACUAGAUAAGCUCUUGGCUAAUUGCGAGGGGAGCGCUGAUGAGUAUGAGGCUGCUUUGGAAUCGAUAGUUCGACAGAGUUUUAAACGUGACUUUAUAAUUCCCUCUUGUGACAUUGCGAAUGGCUCCCUAUUGAAGCAGUACUGUGACUUCGAGGUGGAUAAAAAAAGGAGAGGGAACUCAUGA